This is a messenger RNA of Triticum turgidum subsp. durum (durum wheat), 288 nucleotides long. The record is from the annotation of a GenBank genome assembly. NCBI's taxonomy places the organism in Eukaryota, Viridiplantae, Streptophyta, Magnoliopsida, Poales, Poaceae.
AUGGCGAUGAGGGGCGGCGGGCGGGCGCGGCAGAACGCGAUCCGGUCGGGCAUCGUGGUGCUGGGCGCCGCAGCCUUCGCCUACCUCUCCUACCGCGUCGGCUUCAAGCCCUACCUCGACCGCGCCCAGGAGGCCAUGGACUCCCAAAUCCACAGCUCCGACCACGCCGCAGCCGCCGCCGCGGCCGCCGCUUCCGCCUCCGCCUCCUGGGAGGACCAGACUGGUCACCCGGAGGGCGACGGCGGCCUCGCGCCGUCCAGGGACCCGGCCACCGUGCUCCGCGACUGA